AUGGACGACAACUUCAUCCACCGCUACAUGGCCGAGUCGCUGUUCUUCGACCAUAGCACCAACAAUGGUUUCUUCAUCGCACAAGCUCAGACAGAUCGAUACAUGUGGGAAACAAGCUUGAAGCGAAAAGAAUUCGAAGCGUUACUCAGAAAUAAAGCCGGCACGGAGUACAUGAUUGUCGGGGAGCCACAACCUGUGGCGGACAAGACAUUGGCUGCGCAAGGCGUCAAGACAGGGAUAUACGUGGUCCGCAAACAAGAACGGCAGAGUGUGAAAGACAAGUCGCAACGAAGCUAUGCGCCAGGCGUAUCCCACGAGGGCAAUUGGGAGCUCACCACUUUGGCCACGUACUUCAUUGUGGGCGAGCAGAUCUAUCAAGCACCUAGUGUGUUUGAUGUUGUGGGAAAUCGCUUGCUGUCCGCGGCCAGCAGUCUGAACAAGGCGGUGGAGAUCGCAAAUGACCUCCCUCGAUACACGCCAGCGACUGGCUACCACUACCUUCCGCAGACUGUCAAGCGCGCGGCGAAUACUGCCGGCUCCGUUGCGGGCUCUCCGGUAGGAUCGCGAGAAGGCAGCGUUGUGCCUGGUGUUGAUUCGCAAUCUGUAAGAUCUGGAUCAAUACUAGCUGAUACAUCGCUUCCCGCCGCGGCACCCACCACGAGCUUCCAGGAAACACGCCUUCUUCGCGACUCUUUGAGACUGGCCUUCCAACAUGGAGACGAGUAUACGGAUGAGAAUCCGCUAUCAGGCGAGCCAGGUUCGUUGAAAUUCGCAACCUCAAAUGCGGCUGUCAAGAAGCGCAGAGCAGACGAAGAGGCGGCCGUGGCCAAGGCUCGUGCUGAAAAGGAAUCUGCGACGACGUCUCGCGCAGUAUCGCCCAAAGUGGAGAAAGUCCCAUCGCCGCCUGCAGUCUUCACAGAGGCGAAGACUACGGUCAAGAGUGAGAAGAGCGGUAAGCAUAAGAAUGGCGACAAGAUCAAGCGGAGGAAGAGCAGAGUGAAUGGCACUGCCACGAGUCCGACUACGCCUGCCAGUGCAACUAGUGCAAAUGCGCCGAAUUCUGCCAUAUGAGCUGGUCACUGCUGGUAGGGCAGUCCAGGAAGAGCAGAUCUUGCAGUCUGCUACCACAGUCUGCUCUACUGAGUACUCCACUGUUCUGUGGGGCCCAUGAAACGCAGCUCGAGACCACCUGGCUCCAUGGCACAACAGUCUUUGGAUCAAGAUUCUCCCCACCAGGUCUUACGCCCCUGGAUUCUGGGGAAAUCUGUACCAGUCCAGAGACAUGCAAUGCAACCCCAGAGAUCUGCAUCGCUUUUGCCGACAGAACGGAAGCCGCUUGCGGCCGUAAAUUGGGAAGUCCGAUUCGGCACUGGGCGGAGACGUGCAAGCCGCGAAGCCUUACGUAAAUUUCGAGAUCUUCCCGCAAAGAGAUGCCUCUCUGAGCUGGCGUCUCGUGCAACAGGCCGAUUCCAAAGCCACAUCAAAUUCGGGCACGAUCAGAAGCCAUGGCAUUUCCAAUGGCUACAGGGGCAAAUGAUGGAAAGU
Zymoseptoria tritici IPO323 is the source of this 1545-nucleotide messenger RNA. RefSeq lists its product as uncharacterized. The transcript has a single exon. Bases 1 to 1071 code for a protein of 356 amino acids. Gene Ontology annotation, biological process: regulation of transcription by RNA polymerase II. Gene Ontology annotation, cellular component: core mediator complex; mediator complex. Gene Ontology annotation, molecular function: transcription coactivator activity. The record is from RefSeq and is a predicted model, not a curated record. NCBI's taxonomy places the organism in Eukaryota, Fungi, Ascomycota, Dothideomycetes, Mycosphaerellales, Mycosphaerellaceae.